Molecule: messenger RNA, 845 nt
Organism: Thamnophis elegans (Western terrestrial garter snake)
Lineage: Eukaryota; Metazoa; Chordata; Lepidosauria; Squamata; Natricidae
Product: cytochrome c oxidase assembly factor 6 homolog
Biological process (GO): respiratory chain complex IV assembly
Cellular component (GO): respiratory chain complex IV; mitochondrion
Source: RefSeq, a predicted model, not a curated record
ACAUCCGGGGAAGUAAUUGUUCCGGAAGUGCACCAGGUAAGUAUCAACAGGACUUGCGAAGGAGAGUGUAGAAAGGGCGCGCGGGCGUUUGUGAGCGUGAUUGCAUUGGCUGCUUCUCCCCUUCCUCCUCGAAAGGCACCUGUUGUAUUGGCGCUCGUUCUUUGUCGUGUGCAAAGUAGGAAAGACUUCGAGGAGAUUGUACUUAUUAUUCAGCCCCCGGACCCCCUUCCCUCUUGAGCCCCGUGCAGGGGACGUGCACUUUAUUUCCCACCUCCAGCUUUUGGCUUUGUGACGGAUUCCCAUUACUUGGCUGCUCUUUCUGAUAGUGGCGAAGGAGUUGUUCGUAACCGGCGUCACGUCCCGGUGCAGCCGCAAGUGGUGUUUCAGAAAUGUCAGCACCAUCUAUGAAAGAAAGGAAAGCCUGCUGGGAUGCCCGAGAUUUUUAUUGGAAAUGCUUAGAUGAAAAUAUGAAAGAUACAUAAUGUGACAAUUUGAGGUGCUCUUUUGAAAAUUUAUGCCCACAGCAGUGGGUUAAAUACUUUAACAAAAGAAGAGAUUAUUUACAAUAUAAGGCACAAAUGGAAUCAGGAAAAUUUCUGCCUUCAGAGAAAACAGAGUCAUAGCAACUAGAGAACGUUUACAAUACUGUACACAAAGGAAGUUGCAGAAAAACAACAUAAUUGAAGAGCAUAAAUGUUGGCACCAAUGUCAUAAAUUUUAAGACCUGUUCUUGUUUAUAAAUCUCAUACUGGUCUGAAAGCUCCAGCUCCCGUUAUUUGAAUUGGAUAGAAGAGGCACUUAGGAAAAUAUGCUUACCUUUCACCACUAAACUACACCAUCAAUAA